Messenger RNA from Aspergillus aculeatinus CBS 121060, 1125 nucleotides. RefSeq names its product uracil phosphoribosyltransferase. The transcript is spliced from 5 exons. Lineage: Eukaryota; Fungi; Ascomycota; Eurotiomycetes; Eurotiales; Aspergillaceae. Bases 203 to 892 code for a protein of 229 amino acids. The record is from RefSeq and is a predicted model, not a curated record.
CUUCACUCACCACCAAGCCAAGUACCCCGCUACACCAACCUGGAUAUAAAUCGGGGUAUUCCACUGCUAAACCUCUUCUCUCCUCCCUUCCACGAAGUUUCGCCAACUCUCCCAUCUCCAACACCCCGCAAACCCGGCACAUUUAGUACCGUACACCCAAUCCAAUACAUUUCAUUCAUCCAAACUCUAAAGCCUCCACCAAAUGUUCACCCCAACUGCCGGCACCACCUCGGCACUUCCCACCCCCCCAAUGGACCGCGUCACCGUGCUCGAGCAGGACCGCUCCCUGCUCAGCCUCAUGACCAUCAUCCGCGACGUGCACACCGACGACCGCGCCUUCGUCUCCGCCGUGGAGAAAGUCGUGCACCGUCUGAUCUCUUCCGCGCUGAACCACGUCCCCGCGGAAGAGUAUACCGUCACCACGCCGCUGGAUACCACGUACAAGGGCCUGCGCUUCACGAAGGGGGUCUGUGGCGUGAGUAUUCUCCGGGCCGGCGCGAGCAUGGAGCAGGUUUUGCGGGAUACGUGGACUGGUCGUCUGAGCUUCGGAAAGCUGCUGAUCCAACGCGACGAGGAGACGAGUAUCGCCAAGAGUUAUUACUCGAAGUUGCCGGUGGGGAUUCGCGAUGAUGUGGUCUUGCUUCUCGAGCCGAUGCUCGCGACCGGAGGCUCGGUCAUCAAGGCGGUGGAGACGCUGACCGAGCAUGGCGUGCCGGAGGAGUCGAUCGUGCUGGUCAAUGUCGUCUCCUCGCGGAAGGGGCUCGAGGUCGUCACCGGCCGGUUCCCCGCCUUGAAGAUCGUGUCGGCCGCGGUGGAUGCGGAUCUGACGGCGCAGAACUAUAUUAGCCCUGGCUUGGGUGACUUCGGGGAUAGAUACUAUGGUACGUGCUGAGUAUGCUUCGAGGUGGGAGGGGGCAAUCGGUGUUUUUGUGGUUGUGGUAGUGCAGUAUCUCUUCCGUGGGCUUUUGGAUUUUGGGUGUUUCUUCUAUGCAUUGUGGGGGGUCGUAGGCUGGAAUUCGGAUAUGUCUUGCAUGCAUGGUUGGAUGGGUUUAGGGUGUAUAUCCAUCGCAUUAGGUGGGGGUCUUUUGAGUCGAACAUUUUUCGCUGGUAUAAUGCAAAGUCCAG